CGUGCUCUCUAAUCAGGUGGGUGUGGGGAAGCUGUCUGGUGAGAGCAGAAACGGGCUGUCUUGCAGUAGUGAACGGAGAGCUCCAUUCCACUUGGAAAGACAAUACAUAAUAUCUGCAUAACUAGCUGAAUUACUGUAUCUUUAAAUAAAUGUCGAACCUAGCUCUAAAACCGGCGGGCAGGAGAAAUGGAAGUGCAUACGUUGAUCGAGACAAACCGGCCCAGAUUCGUUAUAGCAACAUUUCUGCCGCGAAAGCUGUUGCCGACGCUAUCAGAACCAGCCUCGGUCCAAAAGGCAUGGACAAAAUGAUACAGGAUGGGAAAGGUGAUGUCACCAUUACCAACGACGGAGCCACCAUCCUCAAGCAGAUGCAGGUCUUGCACCCAGCUGCUAAAAUGCUGGUGGAACUGGCCAAAGCUCAAGACAUUGAGGCUGGGGAUGGCACGACCUCUGUGGUGGUGAUAGCAGGGGCUCUCCUGGAUGCCUGCUCCAGGCUGCUCCAGAAAGGUAUUCACCCCACCGUCAUCUCGGAGUCAUUCCAGAAGGCAGUGGACAAGGGAGUGGAGGUGCUGAUUGGCAUGAGCCACCCGGUUGACCUGAGCGACCGGCAGACCCUGCUCAACAGCGCCACCACCUCGCUCUCCUCCAAAGUGGUGUCUCAGUACUCCAGCCUGCUGGCGCCCAUGAGCGUGGACGCGGUCAUGAAGGUCAUCGACCCCGCCACCGCCACCGGCGUCGACCUGAGGGACAUCAGGAUCGUCAAGAAGCUCGGAGGGACCAUCGAUGACUGUGAGCUGGUGGACGGGCUGGUGCUGACGCAGAAGUUGGUGAACUCGGGCACAUCUCGGGUGGAGAAGGCCAAGAUUGGCCUCAUCCAGUUCUGCCUGUCCCCACCCAAGACUGACAUGGACAACCAGAUCGUGGUGUCGGACUAUGCACAGAUGGACCGAGUGCUGCGCGAGGAGCGAGCGUACAUCCUCGGCCUGGUCAAACAGGUCAAGAAGUCCGGGUGCAACGUGCUGCUGAUACAGAAAUCCAUCCUCAGAGAUGCGCUGAGUGACCUGGCCCUGCACUUCUUAACCAAGAUGAAGAUCAUGGUCAUCAAGGAGAUCGAGCGGGAGGACAUCGAGUUCAUCUGCAAGACGAUCGGCACGAAGCCCAUCGCCCACAUUGACCAGUUCACCCCGGAGAUGCUGGGAACUGCAGAGCUGGUUGAGGAAGUUAGCCUGGAUGGAUCUGGCAAGUUUAUCAAGGUGACGGGCUGUUCCACUCCUGGUAGGACAGUAACUAUAGUGGUGCGCGGCUCCAACAAGCUGGUGAUCGAGGAGGUGGAGCGCUCCAUACACGACGCCCUCUGCGUUAUCCGCUGUUUGGUGAAGAAAAGGGCCCUGAUCGCGGGCGGCGGUGCCCCUGAGAUCGAGCUGGCGGUGCGGCUGGCCGAGUACGCGCGCACUCUGGGGGGCGUGGAGGCGUACUGCAUCCGGGGCUUCGCCGACGCCAUGGAGGUGGUGCCCUCCACGCUGGCGGAGAACGGCGGCCUGAACCCCAUCUGUACGCUCACCGAGCUCCGCAACAGACACGCCCAGGGGGAGAAGACCGCUGGGAUCAACGUCCGCAAGGGUGGAAUUUCCAACAUCCUGGAGGAGCUGGUGGUUCAGCCUCUCCUAGUGUCUGUCAGUGCCCUGACGCUGGCCACUGAGACCGUGCGCAGCAUCCUCAAGAUCGACGAUGUGGUGAACACUCGAUAAGGAAAGCCGGUGAUGUGGACUUCCAAGAGCAUCAUGGGAUUGUGCUUGUUGGACGGAGCACUGAGAUGCUGUGGGCGUAGUUGAGCUGUUUAGUGUGCUCUGAGUGAACUGGGAGCACUCGCCCUCGUUUGCUGCAACCGUUCUGUGUUUCUGCUUCAGUUGCACUCUGGCUGUCACUCUUGUGAAAUUCCUGGCUUUUUUUUUUUUCGCAAGAUAUGGCCUUUGAAAUGAUUUACCUGAAGCUCUUCAUUUAAAAACUGUGACCGUUUCCGCUGGUCAGUUUAAGAUUGGAGUCCAGUCUUCUGUUCUGUGUGCGAGUGGUUGAGGGGAUUGUGUUUCCGUUGGAGAUGGCAGUCCAUUAAUAAAAAGAAUGAUUAAGAA
Messenger RNA from Anguilla rostrata (American eel), 2129 nucleotides. Its product is annotated as T-complex protein 1 subunit delta-like. The record is from RefSeq and is a predicted model, not a curated record. NCBI's taxonomy places the organism in Eukaryota, Metazoa, Chordata, Actinopteri, Anguilliformes, Anguillidae. Gene Ontology annotation, molecular function: ATP-dependent protein folding chaperone; ATP hydrolysis activity; ATP binding. The transcript is spliced from 13 exons. Bases 150 to 1748 code for a protein of 532 amino acids. Gene Ontology annotation, biological process: protein folding. Gene Ontology annotation, cellular component: chaperonin-containing T-complex.